CGGAAUCGUCGGGUUCAGAGUCGCGCGCGUCGAGAACCCGCGAGUGGCGUCCGUCCCAUUGCCGGGGGGUGGGGGAGUGAGUGGAGGCGCUUCGCUGCCGUCGUUGCAGAAGCGUUCGGCUCGGGCAGUGUUUGUGCAUCGGAGAAGAAGUGUUUCGGUGGGGGGGGGGGCGUCGUUUAUGCACCGGGCAGCAGCGUUUUCUUGAGACGGCGCCAGUGGCGGACGGGGGUGUUAAACGCGAGCCCGGGGUAGGCGUGCGGGUGACGGGGCAGGAGUGCGAGUGACGGGGCAGGCGCGUGAGUGACGAGCACAAUUGGGAGCGAGUGCUCGUGAGCACAGAGCGGCCGUCGUCAUCAGAAGGGGGCUCGCUCCAAAACACUCCACCACGCUCCUCUCGGAUUAGUGGGUCCGACCUGAGCCCCCACCGCCCCCCCCUCCUCCUCCUCCACGGCCACAUCCCCCCCUUUGCCCCCCACCCAAACCCAGACCCCCCCCCCACUUACUCGUGACGGCGGUGUCACACGAGUCCCGCGAGCAUGUCCGGACCCCUAAAGGGGGUCGGCCCCCCUCUCCACGCUCGCUUCUACGCGGACGCUGCACCCCGCGGGGACCCCUCGGACAGCAUCCCCCUCCCGGCGCUCCUCCAGUCGAGCGAGAACCGCCGCAUCGCCGCCUUCCAGCUGCCAGACUUCGAACAGCCCCCUCCUCCUCAUCCUCCUCCUCCCCACGCGGCGUGCGGCUUCCAGCAACACAAGAUGGGGGGCGGGCCCCCCUGGACUCAGCCGGGGCUCUACGGACCCCCGGGAGGAGGUCAGGACCCCCCCGGGUCGUCGUGGCUUGAAUCUCUCACGGGCGGCGGCGGCGGCGGCGGCCUCUACCCCGGGAUGGGGAUGGGGUCCCCGCAGGGGUCCCUGGCUCCCUACGGGCUGGCGUGCCGGCCGGGGGGGUGCGGACCGGCGCCGGGACUCCUGCAGGUCGGCUCUGACGGAAUGAGCGUGGCCCGCUUCGACGCGGAGUCGCUGCUCUUCCGAGGGGUCGUCGCCGAGACCCCGGACCCCGUGCUGGGGUCUCACGGGGACCCCUACCCCGAGCACAAGGGGGACCUGGCGGGCACGGACCCCGGAGAAGAGAGCCGCGCGCGGCUACAAGCGAGCGACCCUUCUGCCCACUGGCUGCACGCGCGCGCGGGCCGCAAGAAGCGCUGCCCCUACUCCAAGCAGCAGACGCUGGAGUUGGAGAAGGAGUUCCUCUUCAACAUGUACCUGACGCGGGACCGGCGCUACGAGGUGGCGCGCGGUCUCAACCUCACCGAGAGGCAGGUGAAGAUCUGGUUCCAGAACCGGCGCAUGAAGCUCAAGAAGAUGAAGAGAGACAAGAGCGAUGAUCCGUAAACAACAACAAACAAACAAACAAAGGGGCUCACACGCCCUCGUACGGCGCUCACUCCGCACUCACUCUCCACUGCUGCCCUCGAUGAUGAUGAUGAUGGUGGUGGUGGUGAUGGCGAGGAGGAGGAGGGCAAAGGCGCGGCUCUGCAAUUGCCGGGCUCGAGCAACUGCUGGUGGAAGGGCCUACCACUCGCGUCAGCAGCUGUAAGCGAGCGAGAGAGAGACCCGCCAGAGAGGGUACGUGCGCGUGUUUUGGCCUAGGCUUCCACAUCUUGUAAGCGGUGGGAGUUACCCACAUUUACCCCACCACACGCGAACUGCCGAUCGACUAACUAUGGCGAACCCGUUUGUAGAAGACUGCUGGAUGGAGAUGGUGGGGGGUUAAGAAACUCCCUUUAACUGCCGCGCCCGGAGAUAGAACCGCACCGAAGCGCAUUGGAUUUGCAAGUCCACACUGCGCUACAACCAACCAUUACACCGCACAGCAGCGCUACGGUAUGAUGCUCGUUGUUCAUACCGUAGUGACACGGAAUUAGUACGACUGUUAUCAACUGCCAUUGCAAUGAGCGAUACGGCCAAUUGCAUUCUUAUGGAGGCCCUUCUAAGAGCAGCGCGGGAGCCAGGCAAUUGCAGGUGCUGCUCCUUUGCCACGCGCUUGUAAUUGAUAUUAAUAGUUGUAGUUUUGUUGUUGUGGUUGCCGUUGUUGUUGUUGUUGUUGACGAGUAGAGUGAAACUACUGUCGUUGUUUUGUUUACCUGAUAUCGACUAACUUAUUCCGGCGUGUCUACGAGUGGCCUGUGCGAAUCGUCUGCGCGCGGGGAGUGGUGGUGCAGUGGUUAGCGCACUGCGUUCUCACCAGCCCGCGGCGACGCGCGUUCCCCUUUCCUCCCCGGUCACGAUUCACGCGAGUGGCGCGACUGAUGUUUGAACCGGGCGUGGGCCACCCCUACGUCGACUCAGCCUUAAACGAGUAGGUGUGUGUGUGAAUCUGUAUGUAUAUGUUUGAGUCUGUGUGUGCGUGAGUCUGUAAGUGCAUAAGUCUCCGUGUUUGAAUGUGUUAGUGCAAGUGUGAGUCUGUGUGCGUGAGUUUGCGUGUGUGCGUGAGUCUGCGUGUGUGCGAGUCUGUGUAAAUGCGCGCGAGUCUGUGUGUAAAUGCAAGAGCGAGUCUGUGUGCGCGUAAGUCCGUGUGUGUGUAUGUGUAUGUGCAUGUGUGGGUCUGUGUGUGCAUGUGCGAGUCCGUGCGUGUGUGUGUGUCGACUGAGUAUUCUAUCGCUGCUGCCAAGCGCUGCGGCCCCUAACGACUCCCCCACCCACCUCCCUACCCCGCACGUUCUCAGAAUUACCACGAUUCGGAGAUCGAUAUUGAUUUUACUUUUAAAAAAAUGUCCGUCUCAUUUAUACCAUCGGUAUCGUUGUUUUUGUUGUGUUACCGACUCGUUUACAUCGUUUCGUUCGUAUUGUUCGUCUCGUUCGAACCGGCUCGUUUGCCUCCUCGAUCUUUUGUCUGUCGUCUGCCUCGUUCGCACCCCGUCUCGUGUGCAUCGUUCGCUUCGCGAGCGACGGCUCUUUCGUUUCUUGUGUCACCGCUCCGUCUCUCCGUCUCUCUCUCCCGUGCGCUGCGCGUCUCCCGGCUCGUCGACGCCUUCAUUCGUUCCACCAGCCUCGCCGUAGCUUGAUAAGCGCGCACAACAACCCCACGUCUACACAUCGGCUGCAAUACGCCGCAAUAUUCGAUUAUCCUCGCAGAUUGUACCACGAGCGUAAGAAAGCGUUCGAAGAUGAAUGCUCGUCACGUGCCUACCGACAACCCCCAAGGCCUCUGCGCCUCCAACUCCACGUGGCCGCUCUGUGGUUCAUUUCACGGAGCCGGUGUUUGUUUCCAUCGCGAACCGAGCGCGACCCGGGCUCCGUUUACAUGCGGCGCGAUGGCUGUUGUUUGUAGCGACGCUGCAGUCCUCGACUCGAGCGCUUGAAAGAUUCACAAACGCCAAGCAGCGGUGGUGACUCCAGUAUCCAGGUUGAGGAGGCUUUAAAACUAAAAUAAAAACUCCACCCCGGGUUUUCCACGGUCUCGGUUGAUAAUCAGGCGGGCAGGUGGAUUCAAUUGAGAAACUCCAAAUGUGCUUUGGCAUCGUGGAUUCGUCAUUGACACGUGCACGAUAGCAUCAGCACAUGCGUGUGCACACAAAGAUAAAGACAAAGAUCUCCCCCGUAUAGCCUUAACAAACUGAUGGGGCAAGUGCCACCACGCCCGGUCGCCUUUGUCUCCCCAGAGCUGAUGUUUUUACACACCCCACCAGGAAGUCAUUUAAGGCUGAGUCGACCUCGGGGAGAGCCCAGGGACCGGUUCAAAUAUUCGUCACCGAUGUUGGCUGUGAGCGGGAAUCGAUCUCCGGUCGCCGUGUUUAUUCGCGCAGUACGCUAACCACUGCCCCACCGCUCCCUAUAAUAUACAAAGAUCCUCUUAUAGCCUUACGUACACACACGCACACGCAUACUGUAUACAUAAAGAGACAUAUACCUAUAUAUACACGUACACACACACGUAGGCACUCUACUACAUACAUUGCUAUAUAUAAACUAGGGUUGUUAAAGUCGAUGUUUUUGUUGUUGCAUUAGCGGUAACCGCAUGAAAAACCGAUACAAAUCGGUUACCGGUUUUCCGCAUAUAUAGAGUACAGAUGCCGGGCAAUAAAUAUAACAUUUGUACCUUUUGAACGUAAAAUAAAAACUAAUGGGAAAAAAAUGUUUUACCACUCGGUGACUUAGGCCGC
This is a messenger RNA of Lethenteron reissneri (Far Eastern brook lamprey), 4162 nucleotides long. Its product is annotated as homeobox protein Hox-A9-like. Gene Ontology annotation, biological process: regulation of transcription by RNA polymerase II. Lineage: Eukaryota; Metazoa; Chordata; Hyperoartia; Petromyzontiformes; Petromyzontidae. Gene Ontology annotation, cellular component: nucleus. The record is from RefSeq and is a predicted model, not a curated record. Gene Ontology annotation, molecular function: DNA-binding transcription factor activity, RNA polymerase II-specific; RNA polymerase II cis-regulatory region sequence-specific DNA binding.